CCCCCACAUCUCUCUCUAUUCUCUCUCGCUUCGCAUCGUUCAUCUGGAGACUGGUUCGCGAUGCCAUUUCGUCGCCGCCCCAGAUCUGCAAAUGCGCCGACUCCCUGAACCUCCUCCUCCUCCCCCUCAAUGUCGGCCUCCCAAUCCCUCGGCGGCCAGUCCCGCUGCGGCCGCGUGAUCGGCCCCUCCCUCGACAAGAUCAUCAAGAACGCCGCCUGGAGGAAGCACUCCCACAUCGUCUCCGCCUGCAAAUCCGCCCUCGACAAGCUCGAGACCAUCCCCUCCGCCCCCUCCCCCGUCUCGGCCGAUCCUCCCUCUCCCUUGCUCGGCCUCUCCCUCUCCGACUCCGACUUCGUCCUCCAGCCCCUGAUCCUCGCCCUCGACUCCGCCUACGGCAAGAUCGUGGAGCCCGCGCUCGAGUGCGCCUUCAGGCUCUUCUCGCUCAACCUCGUCCACGCGGAGAUCGGUGACGUCGCCGGCUAUGGCGAUCAGGCCAGCGCCGGUGGAGGUUCGGGCUCGAUCUUGAGGCUGUUGCAGGGCGUGUGUAAGUCAGGCGGGAUCGGGGAGGAGGCCAUCGAGCUCGGCGUGCUUAGGGUUGCGCUAGCGGCUGUACGGUCGCCUUGCCUUUUGAUUCGAGGAGAUUGCUUGUUGCAUUUAGUCAGGACUUGUUACAAUGUGUAUCUCGGUGGCCAGAAUGGGACUAACCAGAUCUGUGCCAAGUCUGUUCUGGCGCAAAUCGUGGUGAUUGUUUUCAGUCGGGCUGAGGAGGACUCGAUGGCUGUUAGUUUCAAGACGGUGUCUGUUAGUGAGCUAUUGGAGUUUACGGAUAAGAAUUUGAACGAAGGGAGCUCCAUACAUUUUUGUCAGAAUUUUGUUAACGAGGUUGUUGAUGCCAACGAUGGGACUGCUGUGAAUAAGAAUUUGGAAUUGCAUUCGACCUCAGACUUGCAAAAUGGGGAUGUCCCUGGGGUGAAAGAGGAUGAGAAACACGAAUUGAGUGAUGCAGAGUCGACUGACGGAGCUAAAUCAGGCGGUGGCAGUAAGAUUAGAGAAGACGGGUUUCUUCUUUUUAAGAACUUGUGUAAACUGUCGAUGAAAUUCUCAACUCAAGAGCAGACCGAUGAUCAAAUACUUUUGAGAGGGAAAAUUUUAUCUUUGGAGCUGCUGAAGGUCGUCAUCGACAAUGGUGGUCCUAUUUGGCGCACAAACGAGAGGUUUCUCAGCGCCAUUAAGCAGUUUCUCUGCUUAUCAUUACUAAAGAACAGUGCAUUGUCAGUCAUGGCUAUUUUCCAGCUUCAAUGUUCUAUUUUUAUGAGCCUCUUAUCAAAGUUCAGAUCAGGGUUGAAAGCAGAAAUUGGAAUAUUCUUUCCCAUGCUUGUGCUUCGGGUGCUUGAGAAUGUUCUGCAGCCUAGUUUUUUACAGAAAAUGACGGUUCUCAACCUAUUGGAGAAGAUAUCUCAGGAUUCGCAGAUUCUCAUUGAUAUCUUUGUUAACUACGACUGUGACUUGGAUGCCCCAAACAUUUUUGAAAGGACUGUUAAUGGUCUACUUAAAACUGCCUUGGGACCACCAGCUGGUUCAGCCACAACCUUGUCUCCAGCUCAGGAUAUUACCUUUCGGCAUGAGUCAGUGAAGUGCUUAGGUACCAUCGUUAAAUCAAUGGGAGGUUGGAUGGACCAACAGCUGAGAAUAGGAGAAUCCUCUCAUACACGAUUUCCGGAAAGUGAUGUAUCAACAGAGGCUCAUUCUACCUCCAAUGGAGAGGAUGCAGCUGUCUCAGAUUAUGAUUUUCAUCCUGAAGUAAAUCCAGAAUUUUCUGAUGCUACCACCCUUGAGCAGCGUCGAGCCUACAAGAUGGAGCUUCAGAAAGGUAUUGCACUGUUUAAUAGGAAACCUUCCAAGGGAAUUGAGUUUCUUAUCGGCACAAAAAAACUUGGUGGUUCUCCUGAAGAAAUCGCUGCUUUUCUGAAGAAUGCUUCUGGUUUGAAUGAAACUGUGAUAGGUGAUUAUUUGGGGGAGAGGGAUGAGUUUCCCUUAAAAGUUAUGCAUGCUUAUGUGGAUUCGUUCAAUUUCAAAGAAAUGGAUUUUGGGGAGUCCAUAAGGUUCUUCCUACGAGGCUUCAGGCUGCCUGGGGAGGCACAGAAGAUUGAUCGCAUAAUGGAGAAGUUCGCUGAACGCUAUUGUAAAUGCAACCCAAGUUCAUUCACUAGCGCAGAUACUGCAUAUGUUCUUGCUUACUCUGUGAUAAUGCUUAACACAGAUGCGCAUAAUAACAUGGUUAAGGAUAAGAUGAGCAAGGCUGAUUUCAUCCGGAACAAUCGAGGAAUAGAUGAUGGGAAGGAUUUACCGGAAGAAUAUCUUGGUGCCCUUUAUGAUCAAAUUGUUAAAAAUGAAAUUAAAAUGAGUUCUGAUUCUCCAGCUCAACAGAGCAAGCAGGCGAACAGCCUGAAUAAACUGCUAGGAUUGGACGGUAUUCUCAAUCUAGUCACUGGGAAGCAGACAGAGGAAAAAGCGUUAGGUGCAAAUGGGCUUCUCAUAAAGCACAUCCAGGAACAGUUCAAGGCCAAAGCUGGAAAAUCAGAGUCUACGUAUCAUUCUGUCACCGAUAUAGCAAUACUGAGAUUUAUGGUGGAGGUCUGCUGGGCUCCUAUGUUGGCUGCAUUCAGUAUGACACUCGACCAGAGCGAUGAUAGGCUUGCUACUGCUCACUGUUUGCAGGGAUUUCGUUAUGCCGUGCAUGUCACUGCAAUCAUGGGUAUGCAAACGCAGAGAGAUGCCUUCAUGACGUCUGUUGCAAAGUUCACUUACCUCCACUGUGCUGCUGAUAUGAAGCAAAAGAAUGUUGAUGCCGUUAAGGCAAUCAUAUUGAUUGCUCUUGAAGAUGGUAAUCAUCUUCAGGAAGCCUGGGAGCACAUACUAACGUGCCUUUCUCGAAUUGAGCAUCUUCAACUAUUAGGAGAAGGUGCCCCUACCGAUGCAUCUUUUCUUACUGCAUCAAAUGGUGAAACAGAGGAACGAACACCUAAACCCAUUGGCCUUUCAUCUCUAAAGAAAAAGGGAACUAUUCAGAAUCCUGCAGUGAUGGCUGUUGUUCGCGGGGGUUCAUAUGAUAGUACUACAGUUGGAGUUAAUUCUUCUGGACCAGUAACUCCUGAGCAGCUCAGUAACUUCAUAUCAAACUUGAAUUUGCUGGACCAGAUUGGGAACUUUGAGCUAAACCACGUCUUUGUUCAUAGCCAACAGUUGAACAGUGAAGCAAUUGUUGCUUUUGUGAGGGCCCUUUGCAAGGUUGCUAUGUCAGAAUUGCAGUCUCCAACUGACCCUCGGGUUUUCAGCUUAACAAAAAUUGUAGAAAUAGCGCAUUAUAAUAUGAACCGGAUCAGAUUAGUUUGGUCUCGUAUAUGGAACGUUCUGUCUGAUUUCUUUGUGUCAGUUGGGCUAUCAGAAAAUCUUUCAGUUGCGAUCUUUGUGAUGGACUCGUUGCGGCAGUUGGCUAUGAAGUUCCUGGAGCGGGAGGAGCUGGCAAACUACAAUUUCCAGAAUGAGUUUCUUAGACCAUUUGUAAUUGUUAUGCAGAAAAGCAACUCCGCAGAGAUUAGAGAACUGAUAGUUAGAUGUAUCUCUCAGAUGGUUCUCAGCCGCGUAAGCAAUGUCAAAUCUGGGUGGAAAAGUGUUUUCCUGAUUUUUACAGCUGCUGCAGCUGAUGAGAGGAAGAAUAUUGUCUUGUUGGCCUUCGAAACCAUGGAAAAGAUUGUCCGUGAAUAUUUCCCUUAUAUAACUGAGACUGAGGCGAUGACCUUUACGGACUGUGUAAGAUGCCUCCUUGCUUUUACGACUAGCAGAUUUAACAAUGAUGUCAGCCCCAAUGCCAUAGCAUUUCUUCGGUUUUGUGCGGUCAAACUUGCUGAAGGUGAACUUUUGUCCAACGGGAAGAGCAUAAGUGAUGGUUCAACUUCAGAUGCAGCAGAAGGUGGUGGUGAGGUUGUGUUGAAUGCAGAAACUUUCAUCAAUAAGGACGAGCCAUCAUCUUUUUGGGUCCCUUUACUUGCUGGGUUGUCAAAACUGACAUCAGAUUCCAGACUAGCAAUCAGGAAAAGUUCUUUAGAAGUGCUUUUUAGCAUACUGAAGGAUCAUGGUCAUGUCUUCUCCAGCGAGUUCUGGAUUGCUGUUUUCAACUCUAUUGUUCUUCCGAUAUUCAAUUUUGUCUCUGAGAAAGAGGUGCCUGUGAGGGAUGACCAGUCAUCACCUAGUGCUAGAUCUUCACAAUCUGAAGGAAGUACUUGGGAUUCUGAAACUGCUUCUGUGGCUGCACAUUGUUUAGUAGAUCUCUUUGUUAGUUUCUUCGAUGUGGUGAGGCCUCAACUGCCUGGUGUUGUUUUAAUAAUAACAGGGUUCAUAAAGAGUCCUGUUCAAGGUACUGCCAGUACAGGUGUUGCUGCACUAGUGCGAUUAACAGAUGACUUGGGCAUCAGACUUUCAGAGCAUGAAUGGAGGCUGAUAUAUGUGGGUUUGAAGGAAGCAACAGAAUCGACUAUUCCUGGAUUUUUGAAGGUUCUAGGAACCAUGGAUAACAUUGAAUUCACUCGUUAUUCUCAGACAGAUUUGGAAAUGGAUUCCGAUCACGGGCUCAGCAGUGAUGACAUUGAGGAUGAUAAUCUUCACACUGCAGCUUACGUGAUUUCGCGGAUGAAGAGUCACAUUGCUGUGCAGCUACUCUUGAUACAGGUGGUGGCCGAUCUGUACACGUCACACCCAAAAUCUCUAUGCCGAGGCAAUAUUGCAACCAUCCUGGAGUUAUUUUCUUCAGUUGCUUCACAUGCCCACCAACUGAACUCUGAAAUGAAACUGCAGAAGAAGAUUCAGAGAGUGUGCUCUGUGCUAGAGCUCUCAGGUCCACCCAUUGUUCAUUUUGAAAACGAGUCUUACCAGAGCUAUCUCAACUUUCUUCAGUAUUUGCUCCUGCAAUUUCCUGGAUUGUCCAGUGAGAUGGGCACGGAAUCACGGCUGGUCACAGUGUGUAUGGAAGUGGUGCAAACAUACUUGAAUUGCACGAGCCCUCGAUUCGCGCAGGUGAGAUCGGCGAACCGGCUGGUUCUUCACUGGAUUCUCCCGCUAGGUUCGGCGAAGAAGGAAGAACUGGCGGCCAGGACGGCAUUAGUUGUGACGGCGCUGAGAGUGUUGGGCAAUCUGGAGAGAGACACGUUCAGGAGGCACGCCUCACGAUUUUUCCCUUUGUUGGUCGAUCUCGUGCGGAGCGAGCAUAGCUCUGGGGAAGUUCAGCGUGUCCUUACAUACAUAUUUCAACAAUGUAUAGGUUCCAUAAUAAUGGAAUGACGAUUUCACCUCACACCUCCGAAAAAAUUUUGCGAUCCCGCGUAUAAUUGGUGUCACCACCAGUUUGAAAAAAUCCUUUACCCUUUGAUUCUAUGGCAGGAUAGAGAGCACGAUUCCCUCUGUAAAAGUUCCCUCUUCCUUUUUCCCCACUUGGAAAUGUACUGUAUAAAUGGCGAGGUUGUCGGCCUACCUAUACUUUGUGAGUCUCCUUUCUC
Messenger RNA from Rhodamnia argentea, 5549 nucleotides. Its product is annotated as brefeldin A-inhibited guanine nucleotide-exchange protein 1. The record is from RefSeq and is a predicted model, not a curated record. Bases 130 to 5334 code for a protein of 1734 amino acids. Gene Ontology annotation, biological process: regulation of ARF protein signal transduction. Gene Ontology annotation, molecular function: guanyl-nucleotide exchange factor activity. Gene Ontology annotation, cellular component: trans-Golgi network. The transcript has 11 exons. Lineage: Eukaryota; Viridiplantae; Streptophyta; Magnoliopsida; Myrtales; Myrtaceae.